GCAGCACUGGAAUGCUCUGCUCUCACGGGUGGAGCUGGUGAGUCACUGGGCUGUCUGCGGGUGGGAGCCUGAGCUGACCCUGGACUCUGUUUCUCCCAUCGCUGCUGGGCCUCUGCUGUUAUGCCUAUGUCUGUUUGUCCUGACUCCAGAAUAUCAGAUUCUCCCUGCUUCCCUGUGAGGCCAGCAACGCAGACGUGACCGUGCCUCUUUUAGAUGGGGAUACUGAGAUCUAGAGGGCCGGUGUGCAGCAGAGCCAGAUGAGUUCCUGGAAUUCCUUCAGUUAGUAGGGGCAGACCUGAGUUUGGAUGUUGGCAACCCAGGCAGAAGGAACAGGCAAGGCAAAAGCUUGGAGGUUCCCAUUAAGGCUGCACAGAGGACCCCCUUGACUGCGGCAAUGGAGGGGGGCUCAGCGGUCUGUUGCCAGGACCCUCGGGCUGAGUUGGUGGAGCGAGUGGCAGCCAUCGAUAUGGCCCACCUGGAAAAGGCAGAUGGCAGCCCAGAGCCUGCCAGGAACGGUGUGGACCCUCCACCACGGGCCAGAGCUGCCUCCGUGAUCCCUGGUGGUGCUUCAAGACCCGCCCCAGCCCGGCCCAGCCUCUCAGCUAGGAAGUUCUCCUUGCAGGAACGGCCAGCGGGAAGCCGCCUGGAGGUCCAGGCUGGGCCUUACGCCACUGGGCCUGCCAGCCAUAUCUCCCCACGGGCCUGGCGGAGGCCCACCAUCGAGUCCCACCAUGUGGCCAUCUCGGAUGCAGAGGACUGUGUGCAGCUCAACCAGUACAAGCUGCAGAGUGAGAUCGGCAAGGGUGCCUACGGCGUGGUAAGGCUGGCCUACAAUGAAAGUGAAGACAGGCACUAUGCAAUGAAAGUUCUUUCCAAAAAGAAGUUGCUGAAGCAGUACGGCUUUCCACGUCGCCCUCCCCCAAGAGGGUCCCAGGCUGCCCAGGGAGGACCGGCCAAGCAGCUGCUGCCCCUGGAGCGGGUGUACCAGGAGAUUGCCAUUCUGAAGAAGCUGGACCACAUGAAUGUGGUCAAGCUGAUCGAGGUCCUGGAUGACCCAGCUGAGGACAAUCUCUAUUUGGUGUUUGACCUCCUGAGAAAGGGGCCAGUCAUGGAGGUGCCCUGCGACAAGCCCUUGCCCGAGGAGCAAGCUCGCCUCUACCUGCGGGACAUCAUCCUGGGCCUUGAGUACUUGCACUACCAGAAGAUCAUCCACAGGGACAUCAAGCCGUCCAACCUGCUGCUGGGGGACGAUGGGCACGUGAAGAUUGCUGACUUCGGUGUCAGCAACCAGUUUGAGGGGAACGACGCUCGGCUGUCCAGCACGGCUGGGACCCCAGCGUUCAUGGCCCCCGAGGCCAUUUCUGAUUCCGGCCAGAGCUUCAGUGGCAAGGCCUUGGAUGUGUGGGCCACUGGGGUCACGCUGUACUGCUUUGUCUAUGGGAAGUGCCCGUUCAUCGAUGACUACAUCCUGGCCCUGCACAGGAAGAUCAAGAAUGAGGCCGUGGUGUUUCCCAAGGAGCCAAAGGUCAGUGAGGAGCUCAAGGACCUAAUCCUGAAGAUGCUAGACAAGAAUCCUGAAACGAGAAUUGGGGUGCCAGAUAUCAAGUUGCACCCUUGGGUGACCAAAAAUGGGGAGGAGCCCCUUCCCUCAGAGGAGGAGCACUGCAGCGUGGUGGAGGUGACUGAGGAGGAGGUGAAGAACUCGAUCAAGCUCAUCCCCAGCUGGACCACGGUGAUCCUGGUUAAGUCCAUGCUGAGAAAGCGUUCCUUUGGGAACCCGUUUGAACCCCAAGCACGGAGGGAAGAGCGAUCCAUGUCUGCACCGGGAAGCUUACUAUCGAAAGACGGGUGUGGCGAAGGGGGCAAGAGCCCGGAGCUCCCCGGCGUCCAAGAAGAUGAGGCUGCGUCCUGAGCCCCUGCAUGCGCCCAGGGCCGCCCAGCAGCACGCUCAUCCCGCGCCUCCAAAGGCCUGCUGCCCUCAUGCCAACGGCCGCCCCUGCGGGCAGGGGGCUGGGGACUGUGGCCUCUCUCCUGGCCCCCCUCCCCCUGUCGUGCAGCAUGACCUCUGCGUGCAUGUCCAGGGACAGGAUUGGAACGUGUGUCAUCUGGGGUUUGGAGGCCAGGGCUCCCAAAGGCCUGUCUCUGAGGCCUGGCUCUCCCUGGCGGGACCCAUCCUGUGGCGAAGUUAGGUGCCUGUGGUGCCUUAGAAACCCCACCCGCUGGUUGGCAAGGCCCCGGGGGCAGGAGGCAGGAAACCAAGAUAGCAGGUGGAGGCCUGGCUUCCCACCACUGCAGAGACCUCCCGCUGGGGGCCGGGCGGGCCUGGCUCAGCUGCCAAACGCACAUGGAGGGGUGGACCCUGCCCACCACAGGGGGUGCUGCCAGAGCUCUCAUCUACCGAGAAUGCUGAUAUGGAGGCUCUGAGCCCUUGAUGGGUAUUCCUGGGCCUCGCUGGGACGGGGCCAGUAUUGGAGAAUUCAGAUUCCUUUUUUGUUGUCUUUUACUUUUGUUUUUAACUUGGGGGGGUGGGUGCAAAGCCCUGCUUGGCAACUUCUAACCAGCUCUCCUAACAGCUUUGGGUGGUUCCAGCACACCUCACCAUUAUUUGGAGCCCGGGAGGCCUAGACUGACCUUCCUGGAUUGUGAUUCAUGCUCGGCACUAGCCAGAGAAUGGGCUGAACUGAAGCUCUGAGCAGAGGCCUGAACCGGGAGCACCACACCUCCCUGCCCAUCUCCCUCCCCCCCUUCAUGGCUCUCCACAGCCGUGGCUGCACAGAGACACCAGGGGCUGCCAGUGACCGAGGGCCCGGGCCUCACAGGGCUGUGGUCUUGCAGAUGUUGAAGUGACUGGAAUCCAAUCUCCGAUCCUACGCUGGCCUACC
Molecule: messenger RNA, 2882 nt
Organism: Ceratotherium simum simum (southern white rhinoceros)
Lineage: Eukaryota; Metazoa; Chordata; Mammalia; Perissodactyla; Rhinocerotidae
Gene: CAMKK1
Product: calcium/calmodulin dependent protein kinase kinase 1
Biological process (GO): protein phosphorylation; CAMKK-AMPK signaling cascade
Molecular function (GO): ATP binding; protein serine/threonine kinase activity
Source: RefSeq, a predicted model, not a curated record